This is a messenger RNA of Salvia splendens (bonfire salvia), 714 nucleotides long. RefSeq names its product probable LRR receptor-like serine/threonine-protein kinase At4g36180. NCBI's taxonomy places the organism in Eukaryota, Viridiplantae, Streptophyta, Magnoliopsida, Lamiales, Lamiaceae. The record is from RefSeq and is a predicted model, not a curated record. Gene Ontology annotation, molecular function: protein binding. Bases 1 to 714 code for a protein of 237 amino acids. The transcript has 2 exons.
AUGGAGAAAAUGUGGUACUACAUUCUUGCAUAUGCAUUUCUCACCAUAGCCUUUGAAAACCCUUGUUUAGCCCAAAUGAGCCUUGCAACAGAUCAAACUGCCCUUCUUUCACUCAAACAACACAUCAUCUCUGACCCUUCUGGUUUACUUUCAACAAACUGGACUAAUUCGAGCUCCGUCUGCAGCUGGAUCGGCGUCUCUUGCAGCUCGCGCCACCAUAGGGUAUCCGCGUUGAAUCUCUCUUACAUGAAUCUCUCCGGCACCAUUCCACCACAGCUCGGGCGACUAUCCUUCCUCGUCUCCCUCAACCUCACCAGCAACCACUUCAGCGGAGCUUUGCCUCACGAGCUCUCUUUCCUUCACCGGUUAAAGUUCAUAACCCUCCGCCGUAACAACUUCACUGGAGUCGUUUCUCCUCUCUUUGGUCAAUUACCGAAGUUAGAGAGAUUAGACUUCCGCAACAACAGCUUCACAGGUUCCAUCCCCAAAUCUCUAUCAAACCUAACAAACCUUCAAUUUCUUGGCAUAUCCUUCAAUUCUCUGAGUGGAGAAAUCCCAAAGGAGUUAGGGAAACUCCAGAAUUUGCAGACUCUGGCGAUCGAAUUCAAUCAUCUCUCCGGUGCCAUACCAUCUGAGAUAUUCAACAUGUCGAAGCUCGUGAAUAUAGCGUUGACAGGAAAUGAAUUGAACGGAAGUCUUCCAGCAGACAUCUGA